UGCAUUACACUCGUCUCAUCCGUAAACAACAGACGUCCCUCGGUGAUUUUGCCUUCUCUUUAAUUUUUAUCGGGUAUUCUUUUUUGAUUUUCUUAUUUGUUCCUUUGGGAACGUUUUUCACUUUGGUUUUCUCGCUCCAUGCGCUGAAUGAAGGAGCGCAGAGCAUGGGAAUCGUCCAAUCCGAUCCAAACACGUAAAUAAAUUAAAUAAAUAAUUAAGUAAAUGUGGUCUAUAGAACAGUCGUAAUGCAUGAGAUUCGACACUUGCAGCAGUUAUCCCACAGUGAUUUUUGAAAAAUAUCAAAAAUGAAUUGCUGUGGAAGUUCUAUGAUAUACGAGUUCCACUCCACAACACAUUUAUAUAAAGGCCUCGAGGAAACGGAUCUUCGUUUGGAAAUACAUGAAUUGGGUAGCGAUGCCCUGCAAGUUAGACUAGUGAAUAAAGAUUUUCCCAAACAAAAGAAGGCAGCAAUCAAGGAAUCACUGGUCUUUGUUGCCAUUUGUGGUUUCUACCUCUGGUUACAUCUGAAUGCUGCAUUUCGAUUACUCUAUUUUGGGAUUGCUUCAUUUUUAUGGUUUCUGCCCAUACUUUGGCGUUGGUUAAGUCUUGUUAAAGCGGAAAAUAUCAUUUUCUGUCAUGAUUUCGGUAUUAAUCUUCAAAUCGAAAAAUGUUGGGGUAAGAGUAAUACAUUUAUAUCUUCAUCCGCCAUACAUGACAUUCGAAUCAAUGAGGUUCUGGAGAAUUUUGAUUUUCGUUACCUUCUGAUUAUACGAACCAAGGGAAAGCUCUUCCAAAAGAGACCCAUAAUUCCUAUAUUUAAGGUAUUCAACCCGACUUGUGAUUGUUUAAACAUAAUUUAUAAAAAACUUAAUCAAAUGUAUUGUAAGACGCAGUAAUUAUUUUCAUAAUAAAUUGAUGCCUUCUUCGACCAGACUACAUUCCUUGAGCAAGGCACCAAUCUGGAAAACAAUAUAA
Musca domestica (house fly) is the source of this 975-nucleotide messenger RNA. RefSeq names its product phosphatidylinositol N-acetylglucosaminyltransferase subunit H (gene PIG-H). Bases 306 to 896 code for a protein of 196 amino acids. The record is from RefSeq and is a predicted model, not a curated record. The transcript has 5 exons. NCBI's taxonomy places the organism in Eukaryota, Metazoa, Arthropoda, Insecta, Diptera, Muscidae. Gene Ontology annotation, biological process: GPI anchor biosynthetic process. Gene Ontology annotation, cellular component: glycosylphosphatidylinositol-N-acetylglucosaminyltransferase (GPI-GnT) complex.